AUGUGACGUCACCGGUCCAGUCUGUCUGACACAGAUCCACUCAUGCGCAGCUGUGAUCCUUGUAAACGCGGAUGAAAUUACACGAACAAACCUUUAGCUUUCUAAAAAUGACGCAGCUGCACAUUUGUUUGCAGCCUGACGACAACAACAACAACAACAACAACAACAAGCGCAGACAGACUGAAGGACACUGAAGAGACGAAGGUUACGUAGCUUCUGUGACCGAAGCUAAGCGGCUAACUGUGGUGAACUGCGGCGUCUCUCCUCCACUGACGCAAACCUCUGCCGACAGCGACUGAAAAACCCCGCACAGCAGAAAUGGACAAAGACGAGGCGGAGCGGCUCAUAGAGAAGGCCAAGCUGUGUUUACGCUCCGGGCGGAAAGACCGUGCGCUACAGCUGCUUCAUGAAGCCCAGAAUAUUUACCCCAGCACCCGGGCCAGAGUGCUGAUUGAUGCCAUCGUGAAGAAUGGAGGCAGCGCUCGAUCAGAGGCCAACCACGUCCCUCCACCUGCAGGCUGGAGAGACGAGGACAUGAAGAACGGGGAAGCAAGUGGAGAUGAAAAGAAGAGUUACACCGAGGAGCAACGCCAGGGUGUUCUCAGGAUAAAGAAUUGUAAAGACUUCUAUGAAAUUCUCGGUGUUCCAAAAACUGCCAGUGAUGAGGAGUUGAAGAAGGCUUACAGGAAGCUGGCCCUGAAGUUUCACCCUGACAAGAACUUUGCUCCUGGAGCCACAGACGCUUUCAAAGCUAUAGGUAAUGCAUAUGCAGUCCUGAGUAACGCAGAGAAGAGACAACAGUACGACGUGUAUGGAGAUGAGCCUGCAGCUGCUAACGCUGCACAACAGUCCAGCCACAGUCGUCAUGGACACUACCGAAGCUUCAACAGAGACUUUGAGGCCGACAUUUCCCCCGAGGAACUCUUCAACAUUUUCUUUGGAGGAAGGUUUCCCACGGGAAAUAUUCAUGUGUACACCAACCAGGGAGCCUCCUACUCUCAGUUCUAUCAGCCUCGUCGCAGACGAGCUUAUGAGAGGCGCGAGGAGGUGGUGGAAGAAAACCACAGUCAGAACACCUUCACCGCUCUCCUGCAGCUUCUCCCUGUUCUGGUGCUAAUCCUCAUAUCAGUGUUUACUCAGAUGAUGGCCACUAACCCACCCUACAGUCUCUUCUAUAAGCCCUCCAUGGGGCUGGUGGUGUCUCGUGAAACGCAGCACAUGGGCGUACCUUACUACGUGGAUAAGACUUUUGAGAAGGAGUAUCGUGGAUCUGCACUGGACGACCUUGAGAAAAUGAUAGAGAGCGAUUAUGUGGAACAUCUGCAGAGCAGCUGCUGGAAAGAGAAGCAGCAGAAAUCUGACUUGGCAAACCUCGGACAACUUUACCGAGACGAGCGACUGAAGCAGAAGGCGGAGUCAAUGAGGCUGGACCACUGUGACAAACUGCACCGACUGGUCGGCCGUCAGAGAGGGAAAUGAGGACUGAGCCUUCACUGGAGUGUAAUGGUUGAUCUAAUGUGAGUGUUUUGGGUACAGCAGUCGGUGGAGAUGACGCUGCUGAAACCAUGUGCCUUCUCUCCUGUGUGAUGUUGCAUGUCAGCUGUGAUGGAAGCAGCAUCACAUGCAAACUCACUGUGGCAGUGAGUGAGUGAGUGAAGUAAGUGUCAGAGCCUUUAAACUUUCUUAUAGAAAUGGCGGGACAUGGGCUCUCCCUCUGAUGUUUGUAGUUUUCCUGUGUUUUUGUGUCUUAGAUCAUUUAUUUCACUGAGAAUGGAGUGAAUGUGGGUUUUUCUCUGUAGAAUGUCAUUAAUACUGAGCUUCUGUCACAUGACAGAGGACAUAAUAUUUAUUUAUGAUGACACUCAUGAGCACAUCCAGUAAUAUUUCACGUAAGUGAAUCUUCCCACUUCUCUCAGCUUCCAUGUUGUUUGCUUGUUGAGCUUCUGCCGUUGGUUGAAGGUUAAAAUGUGAGAAAUGAGCGUAGACACGAGACUCUGAGACUUUACUACAGAAGCGACACGAGAGUGCACGUCACGGAUUUCAGCUUCAUUUUGUCUCGGAAGAGUUUUCAGCUCUAAUUUUCUAAAUCCUCCACCUAUUUGAUUUGUGUAUCAAGUGUUUUAAAAAGCUUUUGAGCGCAGUAUUAACCGUUUGUACUUCUUCCCACAGCAAAGGGUCAUCACAUUAAGAGGCCAAAUCAUGUGAUUUGUCAAAGCUUCAAACUCGAGCACUUUUCGGUUGUAUUACGUCCUGUGAUCUCUGUCAUGACUGUUGCAUGAAACUCUGAGCAAGUGUUUUAUUACUUUUAAUGUAUUGAUUUAUUUCUGUUGGUGUCCAUAACGACUGAAACACUAAACAUGACUUAUAAUAUUCAGGGACAGGCUGUCACUCAUUAACUGUGACUCACACACACACACACACGGUUGUACUCUAAAGCCAAACUUCAGCAUCAAUUAAACAUGGAUUUCGAUCAUU
Solea solea (common sole) is the source of this 2475-nucleotide messenger RNA. It is a transcript of the gene dnajc18, whose product is annotated as DnaJ (Hsp40) homolog, subfamily C, member 18. Gene Ontology annotation, biological process: cellular response to misfolded protein. The transcript is spliced from 8 exons. NCBI's taxonomy places the organism in Eukaryota, Metazoa, Chordata, Actinopteri, Pleuronectiformes, Soleidae. Gene Ontology annotation, molecular function: Hsp70 protein binding. The record is from RefSeq and is a predicted model, not a curated record. The coding region runs from base 319 to 1479 and encodes 386 amino acids. Gene Ontology annotation, cellular component: endoplasmic reticulum membrane.